AUGCAUCUGCCGCAAGAGAGGAUGCACUUCCUGCAGCAGUUGAAAAAGUUCAACCUGUUAAAGACAAUGAAGGCUUUCACCGUCUCACUGAAGAAGUUCUCCACUGCUGGAAAAAUGAAAAACCCAAUCUUGGUUACUUUGAUCCUUCUGCUGGGGAUCCCACUAACGGAGAGUGCUAAUGAUACUGACUUCAAAUUUGGAGAUAGCGUUGCAAUUGAGAGAAUGUGUGGAGGUGUAACAGUCUACAAGCACUUUGCUAUUUAUGUGGGCCCAAGUACAGGAGUAGACGUCGGCCAAGGAGAUAAUGACAUAUUUCACAGGACAGGUAAAGGAUGCAUGGUUUCCGUGGCUAAGUUUGAUAAACUUGAAGAUGUGGCGAAAACGUCAAAAGUCUCAAAGGACAAUUACCUCGAUGAUGACUACAAAAUACAAAAUAAAAAAGACUUCGAGGAUCAUAUAAAAAAGGGAAUUGAGGACACACGUGGAACCCGGUGCAUUUAUAGACCUGUUAAAAACAACUGUGAACAUUUUGCUACCAAGAUUCGCUAUGGGGAGCCCCAUUCUCAGCAGAAAGGCACAAUGGUUGAACCUGUUUUAAAAUUUAAGGACUCAGCAAAAAAAGUACUGGCGAACAUAUUCAGCAAAAUGAGAAAAGGGAGACGGAGUGUCCCUAACAAGUAUCUUACCAUCUAAAUCUGUCUGUCAGCCUUCCUUGCUCUCCUCUUCUUUACUCACAUGACAUGAGGUCUUAAUUUAAAUAAAAAAUAAUGAGCAAGAA
Etheostoma spectabile (orangethroat darter) is the source of this 778-nucleotide messenger RNA. RefSeq lists its product as uncharacterized. The transcript has 6 exons. Gene Ontology annotation, cellular component: cytoplasm. Gene Ontology annotation, biological process: N-acylphosphatidylethanolamine metabolic process. Gene Ontology annotation, molecular function: glycerophospholipid phospholipase A1 activity; A2-type glycerophospholipase activity. NCBI's taxonomy places the organism in Eukaryota, Metazoa, Chordata, Actinopteri, Perciformes, Percidae. Bases 1 to 693 code for a protein of 230 amino acids. The record is from RefSeq and is a predicted model, not a curated record.